AACACGUUUGUGAGCGUACUCCAUUCAAAAGGUUUGCUGGGUGCCGCGGCACCCUUCGGAAACAGUUAAAUUUAGUCGUCAGUCACGGCUGUUUAAAACUCAAAGCUUCCAUAAGUCUCACAUUUGAAGACCAGUACCUGCCGUUAAUACUAGGAGUCUGUGAAAAUGUCCAUCGGAGUACCUAUUAAAGUCCUGCACGAAGCAGAGGGCCACAUAGUCACGUGCGAGACCAACACCGGGGAGGUGUACAGAGGAAAACUCAUUGAGGCUGAAGACAACAUGAACUGCCAGAUGGCCAACAUCACUGUGACGUACAGGGAUGGCCGGGUGUCUCAGCUGGAGCAGGUUUACAUCCGCGGCAGCAAGAUCCGCUUCCUGAUCUUGCCAGACAUGCUGAAAAACGCACCCAUGCUGAAAAGCAUGAAGAACAAAAACCAGGGAUCUGGUGCCGGUAGAGGGAAGGCAGCCAUCCUUAAAGCCCAGGUGGCUGCAAGAGGACGUGGACGUGGAGGGAUUGGACGGGGAAAUAUUUUCCAGAAAAGGCGAUAAUUACACAGUAUAGGUCCCCUUUCCCUCUUUAAACACCUGAUUUGUAGUUUAAUUGUGAAAAUGGUGGUUCUUUCAUACUUUGUAGUUGAAAUUUCUUGUUCAUAAUAAAAUUCCUUUUAGUA
Molecule: messenger RNA, 671 nt
Organism: Paramormyrops kingsleyae
Lineage: Eukaryota; Metazoa; Chordata; Actinopteri; Osteoglossiformes; Mormyridae
Product: small nuclear ribonucleoprotein Sm D3
Biological process (GO): RNA processing; spliceosomal snRNP assembly
Cellular component (GO): spliceosomal complex
Molecular function (GO): RNA binding
Source: RefSeq, a predicted model, not a curated record